AGAGAGAGAGUUGACUGUGUGGAUACAAUUUUAUAAAAUUUUAUAAAAUUCAGCCCGAUGUGUUUCUUUUUGGAGAGGACUAUUUACUGAAAUGUCUGAUUCUGCCAGCGUUCGCUACCAUGCAGGUUUAUCAUGCUGUGAUCUUGUGGAUGUUUCUGAAACUCACGUUCCUGACGAUCUCCUGGGCGUGUAGGAGUGCGGAGUAUGAAAUUAAUCGAGAAUGCUGUCCGAUGUGUCCUGCAGGAGAGCGUGUGUACAGCCACUGUUCAGAGGACUCCAGUACUACAUGUGUAAACUGUACUCGCCACACCUACACUGACGUUCCCAACGGACUGAUAAAGUGCCUCCCCUGCACUGUGUGUGAUGAGGGUAGUGGAUUAAGAAUAAAGCGAGAGUGUAAUAAAAAAGCGAAUGCGCUGUGUGAACCUCUGGCUGGGUAUUAUUGUACAGAUCUUCAGGAAAACAACUGCAGAAAAGCCAGGAAACACUCCACGUGCCUUCCUGGACAAUUUAUCUACCAAAACGGGACUGAGCUUGCAGAUAACGUAUGCCAGGACUGCCCAGAGUCUACAUACUCAAACAGCUCUUUAACAUUCUGCAGACCCCACACACACUGUGAGUUGAUGGGGAUGAUAACGGUCUCAGUGGGAACGAAGACUGCAGAUUCUAAAUGCAGUAAUCUACGCUCUCGUCUUUACUCCAUAAUCUUUAUAUCAGGAUUAUUAAUAUUAUCUGUGGCUUUAAUCAUCAUUUGUACAGUAAGAAGAAGAAGAACUGAAGAUGAACAGAGAUAUAAAUCACCCUCACAGUGUGAACAGGGGAAUAGAUCACUCCCACAGUGUGAACAGAGUGAUCCGGAGAGAGUGAACGACCCUGUCCAAUCAGGACAGAGCUCAGGGAUUUAUGUGUCUACAGGGGGCAAUAUUAACAUUACAUCAACCAAUGUACAGAUCAAUAUUUGUCAUUCUCCGUGUUCAGUUACUCAGAGUGCUGAAUGUCUGAAACCUCACUGGGUGUGUUUUUUAGGAACCCAUGUUCAAAAGCACUGCAGUGAAAAAACCACCACUUCCUGUGCUCCAUGUCCUGAAUCCACCUACACUGCUGAACCCAACGGCCUCCUGCAGUGCAACGCAUGUUCAGUGUGUGACCCGGCUCUGGGUUUGCGAGUAAAUAAGACCUGCACUCAGUCCUCAGACACAGUGUGUGAACCACAAGAGGGAUUCUACUGUACUGCUUACAGAUCAGGAGGCUGCAUACAAGCAGCUGAACACACCAAAUGUAGCCCUGGAGAAUACAUAAAGCAGCCCGGAACAGCAGCUGAAGAUACUUAUUGUGUUGAAUGUGGUGAUGGUUUUUACUCAGACGGCACAUUUAGAAGCUGCAGGCUACAUUCAUGGUGUGAGGCUUCGGGACUUACAGAGGUACAGCCAGGAACUCAUCAGUCUGAUGUUGUGUGUGAGUUUAAACUCUCUUAUGUAGCGAAGGUCGGAUUGUCUGCGGGAAUGCCUAUGGCAGUUUUAGUCGUAGUGGGAGUAGUGGUGUUGGUUCUGUGUUGUAACAAGAAGAGCAAGACUGUUCAGCCCACAGUCCAUAGGGUUAGGGAGGAGCCAAGACAGGUGUGGUUCAGACAUGUCGCCAUAAAAAUGAACAUUAGUAAAGUUCAUGGGGAUGAUGCUCCGCCCAGCAGUGAGAAGUGCUGAGUAUCAGUGUACAGGACUGCUGCUACAUGUAUUCUGUAGAUCUGAAUCUACACAGCAGUUAUCGUCCAGUAACCCUCUUUCUGCACUGAAAACAUACUCACUUUACAUUUAUAAUCACGAUCAUCAUGAUUUUAUAUUUACUGAUUUAUAAUUCCUCAUAUAGUAUUUACAAAUCAUCAUUUAAUCAAAUUUAAUCACCUUUUUUAAUCUACUUGGUUAAAUUGAAAAGCAAAAACUAUUUACAGCUCUGGAAAAAAAAUGAAGGUCGCACUUCAGUUUCUGAAUCAGUUUCUCUGAUUUUGCUAUUUAUAGGUUUAUGUUUGAAUAAAAUGAACAUUGUUGUUUUAUUCUAUAAACUACAGACAACAUUUCUCCUAAAUUCCAAAUAAAAAUAUUCUCAUUUAGAGCAUUUAUUUACAGAAAAUGAGAAAUGACUGAAAUAACAAAAAAGAUGCAGAACUUUCAGACCUCAAAUAAUGCAAAGAAAACAAGUUCAUAUUCAUAAAGUUUUAAGAGUUCAGAAAUAAUCAAUAUUUGGUGGAAUAAUCCUGGUUUUUAAUCACAGUUUUUUUCAUGCAUCUCGGCAUCAUGUUCUCCUCCACCAGUCUUACACACUGCUUUUGGAUAACUUUAUGCUGCUUUACUCCUGGUGUAAAAAUCAAGCAGUUCAGUUUGGUGGUUUGAUGGUUUGUGAUCAUCCAUCUUCCUCUUGAUUAUAUUCCAGAGGUUUUUAAUUUGGUAAAAUCAAAGAAACUCAUCAUUUUUA
Molecule: messenger RNA, 2466 nt
Organism: Astyanax mexicanus (Mexican tetra)
Lineage: Eukaryota; Metazoa; Chordata; Actinopteri; Characiformes; Acestrorhamphidae
Exons: 13
Coding region: 120-1700 (526 amino acids)
Biological process (GO): immune response; signal transduction; positive regulation of cytokine production involved in immune response
Cellular component (GO): external side of plasma membrane; membrane
Molecular function (GO): protein binding; transmembrane signaling receptor activity
Source: RefSeq, a predicted model, not a curated record